UAUAUACAAUAAAAAAAGACCCCAUAGUCAUGACAGUGUUGAGAAUAGAUUAAUUAAUAUCAACUAAUUCAUACUCUAUUUAUUAAUACCGUCCUCUCUUUCUCUGUCUCAAUUUUUUUCUUUUAAAAUUAAAAAAAAAAAAUGUUACAUAUUCAGAGGAACAGCUCUGAUUCAUCUAGAUUCCCCAUUGACAAUCUUAAACUUGGUACUCAUCAAAAUUAAGGCAAACAAAAAACAACUCUUCCAAAUCCCAUGAGUUAAUGAAACAGAACAUAAGAAAUGAGAUAUGUGAACUUAAGAGUUAGAGCCAUGAUGAAGUUUUUGUUACUCUUCUUUUUUGUAAUCAAAUCAUGUUUUGGUGGUAGACAACAUGUUGACAAAAUCUACCCAGGUUUCCAAACAUCUCAGAUGGAUUGGAACGACAACCACGGCUUAUUCCUCGUAUCAAACAACUCUGUCUUUGGAUUGGGAUUCUUUCCUGUCCCUGAUGCCAAAUCCUUCUUCCUUGCAAUUAUUCACAAGGACAGUUCAAAGCCUGUUUGGAUUGCUAAUAGAGAUCUACCAAUAUCAAACUUUGAUAAGUUUGACUUUGACAUAAAUGGUAACCUCAUUUUAACAAGUGGGAACGGUGUCGUUUGGUCAACAAACACAACGGGAAAAGAAGCCAUAGCCAUGGAAUUGAGGGACUCUGGUAAUUUGGUGGUGAUUGGUGGGGAUGGAGACCAUGGAGGAGGAGUCAUUUGGCAGAGUUUUAGUCAUCCCACAAAUACCCUUUUGCCUGGCCAAGAAUUCUUACCAGGAAUGACUCUCAAAAGCUCUCUUAAUCACAACAAUUUGUCUCACUUUCUUGAAAUCAAAUCAGGGACUUUGGCUCUCUAUGCAGGGUUUUCUCCAACACCACAAAUUUAUUGGUCUGUACAAAGUGAAACAAGGAAAACAAAUAGAAGUGUUACUGGUGUGGUUCAUUCUGCAACUCUUGUCUCCAAUUCAUGGAACUUUUAUGAUCCAAAUGGAAACUUACUAUGGCAAUUUAUUUUCUCAAACCAAUCUGACAAAACUGCUUUUUGGGUUGCUGUUUUAACCUCUGAUGGGAUCAUUUCAUUCAAAAAUCUUCAAAAGGGAAAAACCUCAACUUUUGAGGCUACUAAAAUACCAGAAGGAUGGUGCAGUGUUCCACAGCCUUGUGAUCCUUACUAUGUGUGCCAUGUUGAUAACUGGUGUGAGUGUCCUUCUCUUCUCAGCUCUCGGUUUAAUUGUAAACUUCAGAAUCUCCCAAGCUGUAAUCUUUCCAAUGAUUCAGUGGAGCUUAUAUAUGUGGGAGAUAAUGUUGACUAUUUUGCUAUUGACUUUGUCACACCCUCUUUGAAAACUGAUCUCAAUUCAUGUAAACAAGCUUGUCUCAAAGAUUGUUCUUGCCUUGUAUUGUUUCAUGAAAGUAGUUCAGGAAACUGUUUUCUCUUAGACCAGAUUGGAAGUUUCCAACAUUCUGGUGAGAAGAGUCAUGGCUAUAUUUCCUAUGUUAAGUCUUUGAGUAACAGAGAAGAAAACGAGGAAAGAGAGGAAGACCACAUACUAAUAGUUGUUGUCAUUAUAAUUUCGACCAUGUUUGUUAUUUUUUCUAUGGUUUAUGCUGGAUUCUUGUACAUCAGGAGAAAGAAGAGACUAAAAAAUGAUUGUGCUCAAGAAGGCUCAGAUGAUGAUGAUUUCUUUGACAAUCUUUCGGGUAUGCCUGUUCGGUUUACUUAUUCUGAUCUUUGUUUGGCAACUGAGAAUUUCACUAGAAAAGUUGGCCAAGGAGGGUUUGGUUCAGUCUACUUAGGUGUUCUUCCAGAUGGGACACAAUUGGCUGUGAAGAAACUUGAGGUGAUUGAUCAUUGGAAGAAAGAGUUUAAAGCUGAAGUUAGCAUCAUUGGUAGUAUUCACCAUGUUCAUUUGGUCAAAGUCAAAGGCUUCUGCACUGAAGGGUUUCACAGGCUUCUUGUUUAUGAGUACAUGGCAAAAGGGUCUUUGGAUAAAUGGAUUUUCAACAACAACAACAAUCAAGUAUUGGAUUGGAAUACAAGAUUCAACAUUGCAUUGGGGACAGCAAAGGGUCUUGCUUAUCUUCAUGAAGAGUGUGAAGUGAAGAUUAUUCAUUGUGAUAUAAAACCAGAAAAUGUUCUGCUUGAUGAUAAUUUUGUAGCUAAAGUUUCAGACUUUGGUUUGGCAAAGCUGAUGAACAGAGAACAGAGCCUUGUUAUUACAACAAUGAGAGGAACAAGAGGGUACCUGGCUCCGGAAUGGCUCACUAACUAUGCCAUAACAGAAAAAAGUGAUGUCUACAGUUAUGGAAUGGUAUUGCUUGAGAUCAUUAGUGGGAGAAAGAAUCAUGAUUCAGAGGAUGAUAAUUCAGAGAAAUCCCAUUUCCCUUCUUAUGCAUUUAAGAUGUUUGAGGAAGAAAAACUUGAAGAAAUCAUUGAUUCAAGGCUAGAAAUAGAUGAAAAUGAUCAAAGAGUGAAUAAUGUUAUUAAAACAGCAUUGUGGUGUAUUCAAGAUGAGAUGCAUAUAAGGCCAACUAUGACAAAAGUGGUUCAAAUGCUUGAAGGUCUUUCUGAGGUGCCUCCACCACCAUUUUCCAAACCCCAAAGACUAGUUCAUUAUGACUGAUUUUGAGUUUUAUAGAGAUGUACAUAACAACACUUGUAAUCUCUUAAGGAAUGAGAUUUUCCAAACUUGCUCAAUUUUUGAAUUUCAUUUUAUAUUUAUUCUUUGCCUAA
Cannabis sativa is the source of this 2756-nucleotide messenger RNA. Its product is annotated as G-type lectin S-receptor-like serine/threonine-protein kinase SD2-5. Lineage: Eukaryota; Viridiplantae; Streptophyta; Magnoliopsida; Rosales; Cannabaceae. The transcript has 2 exons. Gene Ontology annotation, biological process: protein phosphorylation. Gene Ontology annotation, molecular function: ATP binding; protein serine/threonine kinase activity. The record is from RefSeq and is a predicted model, not a curated record. Bases 280 to 2646 code for a protein of 788 amino acids.